This is a messenger RNA of Zootoca vivipara (common lizard), 4805 nucleotides long. Lineage: Eukaryota; Metazoa; Chordata; Lepidosauria; Squamata; Lacertidae. The record is from RefSeq and is a predicted model, not a curated record.
AAUGCGUUUUACGAAAAAUUCGUCUAGCGAAUCGCGGUUUCCCAUAGGAAUGCAUUGAAAUUCAAUUAAUGCGUUCCUAUGGGCAAAAAAAAAUUCAAUGCAUUCCUAUGGGAUUCGCUAGACGAAUUUUUCGUUAUAAGAAAAGACCUGUGGAACGAAUUAAAUUCGUCUAGCGAGGCACCACUGUACUGUGUGGUUGGAUGUGAUACGUUUAAGGUCUUAAACUUAAGAAAGACGCUGUAGUCUUUUUUUCAACUUUGGGCAUCCUGUAUGGUCAAGGAUGGAUGUCUCCAAAAUGCUCAAAUCUGAAUGUGCACUUCCCGGCUCAGUGGGCCAGUUCAGACAGUUUCCUAAGCCUAAUGUGGUUUAUUAUCCUGGUUUGUUUGAGCUAACUUGGAUUGGUUGGAGCAAACCGCAGUCCUUAAGAGUUGGCACUGCUUGGUGGGUGCUUUCACUUUCCUUGUAUGCAAAGGAGGAAGAGUGGGAAGUGGGAUUGCACAACCUGGGACUUUUUGCGACUCAUACCCUGAUCUUUCAGGAGUUUGGUCUGAAUCAGACCAAAGUCUCAACAGCUGCAGCUCAACAUCUGUCGGUAUUCUUAUUUUUCCUCUCUUGGUUUUCUUGCUCAUAUGACACUUUGUUCUGUAAGGGCCAGUGGUUUUUUCCAAGAAAAAUAGGUAGGUGCUUGAACUUACGAUGAUGUUGAUGUAGUAAAUCGCUAGGUGACUCGGGGUAGCCCUGAACAGAUGCCAGUUUGACAGCAACUGCGUUCACUGCCUGCAGAGGUGCUAAAAACUAUGGCAAUCUGUCUCCUUAGCUGAUUUGGGGGGUCGUCCCUAGUUCUUGUGCAGGUCAAAUGAAUGCGCCCCCGCCUCCUUAGAUUCAGACGGAUGGCUAGGGCCUGGCACAAACACGCAUGUGUGCAAUAGUAGAGACCUGGCUGGAAAGCUUAAGGAAAAGUGUACACCCACACACACUUGCCAGCUUCCGUUUUUACUUGAAAUGUCCAUUUUGGGCAUAAAGGCAAGAAAUGGGCAAGGGGAGAUGACGGCCCACCAUGGCACCCGUCAGAGAGGAGCCAGAACUGCACUCUGGCUGAAAAAAAAGCCCCAAUAAGGUCAGAUUGGGAAAUGUGUGAUCGCAGGCAUCCUUGCUACUGCCCUCCGUCUUGGAUGGGUGCAGCUCUGUUUCAUCCUGGUCCCGAAUUGCUGCCAGCUCCAGCAAUUCUGUGUGUGGUAGGAGGUAGAGGACACAGAAUUUGCCACGAACACCCUUCUCACUGUUCCAUUUUCCUUUGCACUCCCUGCUACUCCCUGGUUAGAUGUGAAGCUCAGCAAGGCACCAGAUCUGCUACAGCAGCCAGUAAGUGGGAAAUGGUCCUGGUGACACCAGAGUGGUUCAAACUCCUUGCCAAAGUACCAAAAGGUUUGUUCAAACCUGCCCUUGUCCUCUAUUCAUUCUGUUCAAAACAACUCUUGACACUUUUCUCUGGCCUCCCAAAAUAGCUGCUCAUUUACAGGAAAAGGAAUGAUGAUAUUCAGAGAUUGUGAUUCCUUUAAAAAUGUAUAAAUCACACUUUAUAUCAGGCAGGCAGUGACCCCUUGAAGUAUUGUACACUAUUUUGUUUUUUACAGUGAAUUCAUCUUUUUAACCGUCAAUAAAUACCAGCUGCCUUCUCUUCCAUCUCAAAUCCUUACAGGCAUGGACAGUUGAGUUCCCUUUGGUGUCUUGAAAGGAAAUUUCGGGACCAACCAUCAAAAUGGCUCAAAGAAUGAUAGGCCUUUGCAGCAUACAUUUUGUGAAAUGUUGAAAGAGACUGUGAAAACCAAGAAAUUGCUGUUAGCUCUUUUGGAGUGGAAGAAUGGGAAUACAAAAGGGAUAGAUUUCAAGAUCAAAACAGUUGAAUUGCAAGGAAAGAAGAUCAAACUGCAGAUAUGGGACACAGCAGGACAGGAACGGUUUCACACCAUCACCACCUCCUACUACCGAGGUGCCAUGGGAAUCAUGCUAGUGUAUGACAUCACCAAUGCCAAAAGCUUUGAAAACAUCAGCAAAUGGCUCAGAAACAUAGAUGAGCAUGCCAACGAAGAUGUGGAGAGGAUGCUGCUAGGUAACAAGUGCGACAUGGAUGACAAGAGGGUGGUGCCCAAAGCAAAAGGCGAACAGAUCGCAAGGGAGCACGGUAUUAGGUUUUUUGAAACUAGCGCAAAAGCAAAUAUUAACAUUGAGAAGGCAUUCCUCACGUUAGCAGAAGACAUUCUUCGAAAGACCCCUGUAAAAGAGCCCAACAGUGAAAAUGUAGAUAUCAGCAGUGGAGGUGGCGUGACGGGAUGGAAGAGCAAGUGCUGCUGAACGUGCUCCCCUCCUCGCCAAGCGCCAUCUUCUUCUUCCUCCUCCUCCUCCUCCUCCUCUUGCUGUGGAAUAAACCACUUUGCCCAUUUUUAACCUUAUAAAAAAAUUUUUUUUUUGUUUUUUUUUUUGUUCCUCAUCUUAACAUGGCUCCACUCUUCCUUUGUUCUUCUGUUUCGGGAGAACUCGCUGACGAUAAUUUUCUGGAAACUGUAUUAAAAUCAUGUCUGACUCUUUUCUUUUAAUGUACCAGCUCAACUUGGCGUCACAUCCUGGUUGUAUUAUAGCCCAAUCUUAACAUUAAAACUUAGAGCAAAUCAUUUCAGCUCCAGUCUGCAAAUUGUACAAGAAUAAAACUUAGCAUCAACUGUUUGUUUUGUACAGCAGAGGGGUUUUGUUAAUGAAUACUGUGCUUAAGUCACCAUGUUUGCAUUGGCAAAAAAAAAAAUCCAUUCGCCUUGAGUAUGUAAAUGGGGUUUUAUUAUUUUGUCCUGUGCCUUAUGUGGAAAGGAACUUUGGUUCCCCCCCUCCCCUUUUUCUUCUUCUUCUUCCCCUCUUCCUGCUCUGAUGGAAGCAGGACGGGAGAGUUGCCACCCACACUUGACUACGCCACAUUUAAACUAUCAAACUCUCCUGUGAUGACUUUACUGUGAUCGAUGUAGUGAAUUGAGGGCAAGGGGGGUUAGAGCAAGAGAUUCCAGUCUGCUUGGUGCCUCCUUCCCUGGGGAGGGGAAGGGGGGGGGCUUUAAAUGCUGACCAGUUCCUGCUGCCAUUUUCUUUCUCUCUAGCAAUUUCCUCCUUAUUUCCUCCCUCUCUUUCUCUCUCUCUCUCUCGCUUGCAUGCCGGUUUUAUUUUAUUUUUUUAUUUUAUGGUGUGAUGUGUUAAGAGGUGGCAAUACAGUACGUUUGCCAAAUUUAAUUCGAAGCACUGAUCACGGAUUCUAGCUUUCGGAGGUAAAACGUGAACUAUCUACUAACCUUUGUCUAGCAAACGUCAGGCCCGCUACUAUUCCCCCCCUCCCUCCCUCCCUCCUGCGUAGUUAUUGGGGUUUAUGGUAAUAAUGGAAGAAUUAAUUGCAUGCACUAGUUUUCUAUGGAGGAUGAUGAUGAUGAUGUGGCUGUUGUUGACCUUUAUGUAUGACUGUGCCAGGCGGUUCACAAAUCUACAGCCCUUGACACAGAAUUGGUUCUCUUUGCUGCUGCUCCAGGCAGGUGACUCGGUAGCCUAGUACAUAUUUAAGACGGGUGGGGGUGGGGGUGGGGGAAAGAGGGCAGGUGAGUCGAAUGGUCACACCCCUAGAAUGCUCUCCUUCUGUGUUUUGAGUUCUUCACAAUAAAAAACAUCCCUUGUUUACAACCCUGGGCAAUUGUAACUUCUUUCAACGGGUGCGGAAGAACGGCUGCGAGCAAACGCAGCACCUCGUCUUUUCCCUUUUCCUGUGGCACGAGCAAACGGGCACACGCUCUGCUCUUGGGGGGGCCCUUGGGGCCAGGACUUGCUUUUCCAGUUUGCUGCCUUGCCUCUCGCUCCGGCUCUGCUGCGACAGGGCAGCCGCCUGGAAAGCGCGGAGAGGAGGGGUGGCCUUUGCUUCGGACAGAGCCGGAGUCAGGACAAGAGCUGGUUUCUCUAGAGGCACGUGCUGAGCGGGGUGCCUUACUGGGACUGCCUUCUUCCCACCGCCAAGCCUGCCUGCAAACCCACCGCGGGAGGGGGCUCUUGCAGCACAGUCUCUCCUGCGGCCCCCUCCUCCGCCUCCUCUCCCCCCACCCCAUGGGUGCUCCAGAGGUUGGCUUGAGGGUGAACUUUUUUGCCCUUGUUUUUAGGAAACUUCCUCUACUAAUUAAAUCAGCUGGUGAUGCUGAUUUUAAUUUUAAUUAAAACCACACACACACACACACACACACACACACACACACGAAAGUGUUUGGAACUCUUGCCUUGCUCUGGUGUCACCUGCGUAGUAACUGUCCUUUCUCCUUCUCUCUCUCGCUUUCUCUCCUGUGUUGAGCAGUCUGUUUCUUCCCGUGCUUGUUAACCUCUCCCAGCUGAGUGGCUGUUGAAGCAAAGGCAAAAUAACUGGGUGACUUGAGGGGACAAAACAAAAAAACAGUGCAGUUUUUUGUUCCUUGCGUAAUGGUGUUAUUGAUUAGUGUUGUAAAUAGAAAAUGGCUGGCUACCUUCUCAGAGCUGCACUUUCUGACGUUAUCAAGAGAGAGAGAAAAGGGAAUGCGGAGUCUGCGUCGAAAUCCUUUUUGUAUAACCUUUGUUUAAAAACGUGCGCUUUUUUUAUUUGCUUCCUGGGCCUGGCCCUCCUGUAUGAGUCUCUUUGAGAUCCUUUGUAAAAGCUGUGUUCAUUAAGCACCAAGCAGUUAAAAAACAAAACAGUCCACUCUCUGGUACUACUAGCUAAAAAUUCAUAUUCUACUUAACAAGUUAAAUAAACUGAAAUAUUUCUA